Messenger RNA from Rotaria socialis, 780 nucleotides. NCBI's taxonomy places the organism in Eukaryota, Metazoa, Rotifera, Eurotatoria, Philodinida, Philodinidae. The record is from the annotation of a GenBank genome assembly.
AUGGCCGAUUUACCCAGUGAUAAAGUUGAUGAAGCUAAACAAGUCUUUGAAGUAUUCGAUAAGAAAUAUGAAGGAAAAGUCGAUGCAUUCUAUAUUGGAGAUAUGCUUCGCUCGCUUGGUUUAUAUGCAACACAAGCUGAAUGUGAAAAACGUGGUCAAACAAAGAAAACAGGAGAAAAAUCCAUCAAAGUUGAAGAAUUUUUACCAAUCUACUCAGAGUUUUAUAAAAUGCCACCCAAAAAUUUUGGUACAUAUGAAGAUUUUAUGGAGGGCUUAAAAUUAUUCGAUAAAGAAAGUAACGGUUUAAUGUCAUUAGCUGAACUUACCCAAGUACUUGUUGCUAUGGCUGAAAAACUUGAUCCACAAGCUGUUGAAGAAAUUCUUCGUUCAACAAAUACAAAAGAUGAUGCCGAAGGCAUGUUUAAUUAUGAUGUUUUUGUUCGUGCUCUUCUUCAAGAAGAAUCAGUGUUUGUUAUUCGUCGUGUUUUUCCUGCCUAUCUUUUUUUUUCUUUCUAUACAUGUUUAUUCCUCAAUCAUCAACCCUUUUCUUUUCUUUUAUAUGCACAAACACGUUCUAUUCAAUACAAUGCACAGCAAGAAGAAGAUAGUCAGCGAUCAUCAUCAUCAUCAUCGAUAUCAUCAUCAUCGAUAUCAUCAUCAUCAUCAUCAUCAUCAUCCUCUUUCAUUCUCUGUGCGUGUAUUCGUGUAUGUUUUAUUUAUGUAUACCAUUUUAUAUUUUUGUGUUCAAGCAACUUCUUUGCUGCUGCUAUUAAUUUUUGA